Molecule: messenger RNA, 1671 nt
Organism: Ooceraea biroi (clonal raider ant)
Lineage: Eukaryota; Metazoa; Arthropoda; Insecta; Hymenoptera; Formicidae
Product: probable G-protein coupled receptor B0563.6
Biological process (GO): G protein-coupled receptor signaling pathway
Cellular component (GO): membrane
Molecular function (GO): G protein-coupled receptor activity
Source: RefSeq, a predicted model, not a curated record
AAAGUAGACCUGCAGUUGCAGCUCGGAAAAGAGAGAAAAAGAGAGAGGCAGACAAAUGUACGUGUGACGAAAACGUGAGACAUCGGAGUGCGGCGGAAAGCUCUUCGAUUAUCUAAUUAAAGCCGCAGGAACUCUUCAACACUUUUAAUUCAUCUCAUUAAUAGGCAAUUAUUAAAUUCACAAUGCUGACGGGAGUGAUUGACGGCGCGACAUUGUGUUGCGAGGACGUCAACUCCACGACUGGACAUGUGCCUGUUGAAGAGGACGUCAUUCGAAGCCGUGCAAUAUCUUUAGCGUGGAUGUCUUACGGUAUUAUAGUGCCGAUUAUAUUGGCCAUUGGCAUUUUCGGCAACGUAGCAAUAGUCGUCGUGUUAUCCGGACCAGUAUUUCGCGGAAUCGCGUAUCUGUACCUCAGCGGACUCGCGCUGGCUCACAUCGGCGUUAUGUUAUCAUGGAUAACAAUCACUUUGAGAUUGGGCUACGGCAUGAGUAACAAUUAUCCGUCAGCCUUCUACUACGCUCAUCUCGAACUCGUUGUACUGAACGCCUUUUCGGCCGCCAGUGUCUUCAUCAUGGUCUGCUUGAUAGUAGAUCGAUACAUUUUCGUAUUUUUUCCGGCGCGCAUUCGCACCGGAAACACGCGCAAGAAUGUCAAUUCCUACAUAGUGUCUUCCUUCAUCGCCGGUUUCGUGAUAAGCAGUCCCUUGUCGGUUAUGAGGAUUGUCCACACGGAGCAGGACGGAUCCAAUACUUUGUUCAUGUUACGUGAAAACGUCUCCGUUACACAGAGUACAAUCUGGAGGAUAUAUAUCUGGGCAAUGGAGAUCGCAGUGCGGAUUUGUCCAUCGAUUGUGUUCAUCGCGCUGAACAGCUUGGUCAUCAAGAGAUUUUUGCAGCUAAACGCGCAGAGCCGACAGUUCCAUGCCGCCUCGGAUAAAUUGCGGGCUCAAAAUGCGCCUGAUACAGGACUGCUGUCUCGCAAUCGAGGAUACAAGGAGGAGCAACAUUUGGCGAUACUGACGACAACAAUGAUUCUGUGCUUUUUCGUAACGACGGUUCCAUCGAGUCUCACGCCGUUGCUGUACGCCAAUCAUCAUCCGUUAGAUCCGAAUUAUCAAAUCUAUCGGGUGUGCUCGGCGAUCGUUGAACUCAGCAAUUACGCUAUUUAUAUUCUUAUUUAUCUCGCCUGCAGCACACAAUUUCGUAGGCAACUACUGCGAGUUCUACAAGGAAAGUGCAAUGAAACUAGAGGACAGAAUGUCGAUCAGCCGAUAGGCGAGAUCGAGGACUACAGUCGGCACGGUACAACCGUCCGAUUGACACCGGAACACGGGACCAAAUUGAAUUCUCCCGAAUCCCCGACUAAGGAAGCCACAGUCGAGGAGGAUACGCUGGAUGCUACUACUGUUAUGCUGGAGCACGGAGUCAGCGUAUAAUUAUAUGCAAUUGUAUCCCGAGAUUGGCGAGUUAAUCGCUUACAUAACGUGUGAAUUAUUCUAUAUUUAUAAUAUAUAUGUGCGAUGUGUGGAAACUAUAUAUAUAUAUAUGUAAAUCAUGGAUGUGGACACAAAAAUUAUAAUACAACAAUACUGAACAAUUGUCAUCCUAACGGUAUUUAAAUCGCUGUGGUGAUUCUCUCUAGUUGGUUUCUAAUAAAUUUCCAAAUACCAG